Anneissia japonica is the source of this 4041-nucleotide messenger RNA. RefSeq names its product transport and Golgi organization protein 6 homolog. NCBI's taxonomy places the organism in Eukaryota, Metazoa, Echinodermata, Crinoidea, Comatulida, Comatulidae. The coding region runs from base 12 to 3425 and encodes 1137 amino acids. Gene Ontology annotation, biological process: protein secretion. The record is from RefSeq and is a predicted model, not a curated record. The transcript has 11 exons.
UUGAAUUCAAUAUGGCGACUUACAGUAGUCGCGAUGUGUUAGAGGCAAUGGAAUUGCUCAUUUCACCUGUCCAGCAGCAAUCACAAAGUGAAAAAAGUGAUGGGCUGUCAAUGGUAUUUCAGAUAAAUUUGAAAAGAUUACAUGACAGAAUUAAACAGGAACAGUAUUCUGAGUCUGAAUUACAUCUGCAUUUACCAGUGUGCAAAGAAGUGCAAACGUCAUUAGAAUGGUCUGCUAUCUACUUAGAAACAUGUUUGCAGUUAUUACUAUGUCUGAAACAGUCUUUGCAAAAAGUGGAAGAGAAAAAAGAAAAUAAAAGAGACGAGAAUUUCAAACAUAAACGGCCACAUGAUUGUGCACCUCCUCUAUCACCAGCAACGCUUAGCAUCAAUGAUCAGAAAGUUGUCACCACUUUAACUCAGUUCAUUGUUUGCCUUGGAAUUGCUCCAAAUCUUGAUGCAGGUGUUGGCAUUCCACUGUCAAUGAGAUCAGAUUUUAGUGUACUCUUGAGUAAGACCAGCAUCUCAUCAGAUUUAUCUCUGGAGUCUGAAAAUCAGAACCUUGCUAGAGUCAUGAGAAAGCUACUGGAUUCUACCGAUCUGGCAGCAUUGGGAGGUAUUAUUCUCUCAAAGUAUUUGAAUGACUUCCUAGCUGCUCUGGUGCAACUAAGUUUCAAGCCACAAAGCUCAAAAGCAGUUGGAGAUGCUGCCAAUUUGAACAAGGAAAGUGCUUCCUCUAUUACGCUCCCGGAUCCUCUGUCAGUAGAGAAAGGAUCAAGUAAACAUCCAGAAGAUCAUUUAGAAGCUGCUGAAAAUGCAUCAAACCUUGUAGGUUCUUCCGAUACACCAAAUGAUCAUCUGGUAGGGUCUUCAGGAACACCACCAGUUGAUCGCCAUGUUUGGAGGAAAGAGUUGGAGCUCCUUUUAAAUAAGCUCUAUCAACCGAUGGUCAUUCGUGAACUACUUUUACUCCAAGGGGGUCUUUCUAAGAGGGUUAAAGACAGGACUAAAGCGAAGAACCCUUUGCCACCAGCUCCUGUAUGGCUACGGAAAGUCUGUGGGAAAUUGUUGUCAGAGAGGUUGAUGAAGCCUAAUGGAGUACACAAUGUUCUUUGUGGAAUACUUGACAGUACUGGAGGUGGUGCAGCUGACAACUGGAAACAGUGCGAAAUGAUUGCAAAGCUUCUUGUGAAUUGUCCAAAGCAAAUUCACAUAGCAACCUACUAUCAAAACAUCUGUCCACAGGUUCUUGAUCUUGUCACCUGUAAAGAUGUCCUACUAAUGAAGAAGUUUCUUAGAAUUGCCUGCUGCUUCAUCAGUGAUGUUAUCACAAGGCAUCAAGAUUUAGGCCAAGAAUUGCUCAUCAAACCCUUACAGCAUCCUCUCUUAAAGUGUAUUGAUGCAGAUGGCAUCUUACAAUCAACACCUGGAAGUGUCUUCAUUCUUGAGGAUUCAAUCUCAACCUGUGUUGACAGUCUUCAUAAAGUCUAUGUGAAUGGAGGAUCUGAACCAUCACAGGACCUCCUGCAGACAAUUCAACCAAUCAUACAUCCUCUUUUUAAUCUAUGUGUAUUUCUGAAAGAUGGAAUAUCUCAUUUGAGGUCACCUGUGGAAGAUAUACUGCAUUGGUAUUUUAAGAUGACUGACACAGAGAUUUCCAUCAGAAUUCUCAAGCAUCUAACUCUUCUCAAGUCUGACCCCUUGCUGGGAGUAAUGUCUCCAUGGUUGGUAUUCUCACCUGGGUCAGGAGGUGGUGCCAUAGUGAUGGUUUCAGAAGAUAAAAGGUCUUCCGAGACGGCUUCUGUAGAUGUAUUGGGUGAACAGGAUGUAGCAGCAACAGUGUUAUUCGAAAUUAUCGCCAAAUCAAAGAUGAAUAAAUUAAUGGGAGAUUUCUUCAUUGCACUCUUAAAGGAAUUAACAAACAUAGUAAAUGGCAGCACAGAAGAGAGCAAGAAGAAUACCAGUGAAAUCUGUGCAGACUCAAAAGUACUAUUACAAUUAAAAAUCAGCCAGUCAGAUAAGCUACACAGCAUCCAGCAUGCUUUAGUUGUCCUCAACCUUGUUGCUAAGAUGUGUGAGGAGAUGGGACCAGCAAUCCUGAAGAAUAAAGUACAAAUGAUAGCGUUUGUAGAAGCAACAUUGCAGCGGGCCUGUAACAGUAUGGCUGGAGAUGGUGAAGAUGAGGAAUGUCAAGAUAAGUCAACUAUGUUUGAGGAUGAGACACUUAGCAUGGCUCUAGGCUUGCUCACCCUCAUUGUGGCUGAUAUUAAACAUGUUAAUACAGAGCUAAAGAAGAUGUUGACAUCACUCCUUCCGUUGCUCAACAUCAUAGGAGACCAGCAUCGCAACAAGCACUUGAAAGAGAUGUCAUCUAGCAUACGAGUCACUAUUGCCACACAUGGUGCUUUGAAAGUAGACUUGCCAUCUGACACUGAUGGUCAAUCGAUUAAGAAAAAACUACUUCCUAAAGGAGAAACAAAAGAUUCCAGUUCGAAAUGUGAAGGGAAUGGCAACAAGGAAGAUGCUAGUAGCAUGGUUGCAGAAGCAAGUUGCGGUAAUUUGGAGAAAAAUGAUCCUUAUAGUAAAUUAGAAGUCACUCCAGAAGGAGGAAGCCAAACAGAAUCUGAUACAGACUUAGUGAGUGAAUCAUUUGAUGAAGCAUUUAAAGAUCUCUUUGAUCCUUUACUACCGGUCAGAGGUCAUGCAUUGAUAGCUCUUGGCAAACUUCUCCGUGCAAAGGACCCGAAGUCUAUGCAGAAGAAAGACAUUUUAUUUCGGACGUUCAAAGAGAAGUUGACCGAUGAUGAUACAUACAUCUAUUUGGCUGCCAUUCAAGGUCUGGAAGCCAUGUCAGAUGUGUUCCCUGAUCAGGUGAUACCAGCUCUGUGUACAGAGUAUGCUAAUUGGGAGAAGAAAACUACCAGUGAUAAUGAAGUGAGGAUGAAGAUUGGGGAAUCUCUUGUCAAGGCAACCAGAAACUUAGGUGAGCUAGUGCCACAUUUUAGGCAUGAACUUCUUGCUGCCAUCCUAACAGUCACCAAGGAUCCGGAUCCAGACGUUUGUGCCAGCAGUUUGGCAAACCUUGGAGAAGUUUGCAAACUACUCAAGUUCUCCUUGGGCUCAGUAAUUCACGAGGUGCUGAACUGCUUAGUGUCAAUCCUGCAGACAGAUAACCAAGUUAUUGUGAAGAGGGCAUGUGUCAAUGUUGUCACCUUGAUUUUAAGGGGCCUUGGUAAAGAAGCUUUGACGAUUCUCGAAUCCAGUUUGUUGAAUUUGUACCGUACUUUAAAACUAACAUUAAGAACAGAAAGUGAUGAUGUCGUGAAAUUGCAUGCAGAGUUAGCAUUACAGGAGAUGGAUAUAUUUAUGAGGGAGUACUUAUUUCCCAAACAGUCGCUGAGUAAGAAAAUCAUUGUCUUACCAUGAUGUCCGGUGGACUCAUAAAGACCGAUAAAAUAAAUAUAUUUUAUUUACCAUAUAAUUUGUAUUCUGUUUCAUUAUUUGUUGACAUCAAAAUCUGUUAAUGCAUCUAUUAAAACAGCCUUUAUGUGCUUCAUAGUAUUGCCUUGGUCUUCACCAAUUGUCUGCAGAUUUUCCUUGAACCCAGUUUUUAUAUUUAUUUAAAAAAUUUAUCCUUCAAAAGCCAAAAAAUUAAAAACCUAAUAACUAAGCAAACAGAUGUAAAUACUGCAUUUGAUUGUUCGUUUGUUUAUUCACUCAAUAGACAAGACAAACUGAAAAGGGAAUGAGGUAGUAUUUGUAAUCCUUAAAUUUACAUUGAGAGAGGUGUUCUUUCAUGGCAAAAAGGUAUUUUGGUAGAUACUGACCCAUUAGGUUUCUUGUACAGUACUUGAAAACAGUAUUAUGAAUACAAUGUUAAGAAUAUAAGUGGUUUUAAAGGAUAAUAUAUAUACUACAUUAACUUUAAAAUAAUAAUAAUUAAGAGUUAUUCCUUCAAAUAUAGGUAUCUGUACUGGUAAAAUUACUGGUAUUGCACCUUUCUAAAAUACAGUAUAUCAAAUAUAAUCCUAAAUUUAGUAAU